AUGACUUUCUCCAGCCUGUGGUAUCCAGAAUGCGGGGUGGCCCGACCCAGUCCAGUCACUGGCAGCUCCAACGAGCCGUGCGUUAGGCAGUGCCCUGACUCCGAAGUGGUGAUCAGACCCUUACCAGUUGUCGUGACCCUCCCCGGACCAAUUCUCAGCAAUUUCCCUCAACAGAGCGAAGUGGCAGCUGUAGGAGCACCUGUGGUCGGAGCCGGUUUCGGAGGCUCAUAUGGUUUGGGGGGAUUGUACGGCUAUGGAGGCCAUUACGGAGGAUUGUAUGGUUUAGGAAGAUUAGGUGGUUACGGUGGCCGUUUCGGAUAUGGGGGAUUAUUGGGCAAUGGGGGAUACUAUGGUUACCCAGGUCUUUAUGGUUAUGGGGGAUUAUGGGGAAGUGGGGGACACUGCGGUUACCCGGGCCUUUACGGUUAUGGGGGAUUAAGUGGUUCUGGGGUAUCUUGCCAUAGGUACCUCAGUGGAAGCAGUGGGCCAUGUUAA
Molecule: messenger RNA, 495 nt
Organism: Malaclemys terrapin pileata
Lineage: Eukaryota; Metazoa; Chordata; Testudines; Emydidae
Product: claw keratin-like
Exons: 1
Coding region: 1-495 (164 amino acids)
Cellular component (GO): intermediate filament
Molecular function (GO): structural constituent of cytoskeleton
Source: RefSeq, a predicted model, not a curated record